UGGUCCGGAAAACACUAAAAAAAAGUUCUAUUUUUGAAGAACAAAAACAAUGGAAAAUUCAAACCGUCGAAGCAAUUUGCGUUGCCCUCACUGCUCUGGCCCUCUUUCCAAAGAGAUGGAAACAAGUGAAUGGACUGUUUCUCCUCUUGUAAGGGAUAGUUUAUCCAUGAUUGGCUCUGCUGUUGGUGGCACUACAAGCGCGUUCUACGGGUUCAACCAUGUUAUGCCGAUAGUCAGGAAACAUGUAAAGGGACCCAUGUGGGUUCAUUUCCUUGUUGGUGCACCACCUGUGGUAGUGUUCUCCUCUGCUUGUGCAGGAUUGGCUGUUGUCGCAUUGUGACUCUGAUGGUUUCUCGAUCGGAAAAAUCCACAGGUGGUGCUGUUCCGGCUCUUGAUCAGCUUGCUUCUUCAUCGUACCAUGCUGCGUUCUCGUCUUCUCAGUUGCCUCCAUCUUCAUAGGAUGAUAAGAUGCAUAAAUCUAGGACCGACUCUACUUUGU
Molecule: messenger RNA, 499 nt
Organism: Hibiscus syriacus
Lineage: Eukaryota; Viridiplantae; Streptophyta; Magnoliopsida; Malvales; Malvaceae
Exons: 6
Coding region: 50-340 (96 amino acids)
Source: RefSeq, a predicted model, not a curated record